Molecule: messenger RNA, 2509 nt
Organism: Cottoperca gobio
Lineage: Eukaryota; Metazoa; Chordata; Actinopteri; Perciformes; Bovichtidae
Gene: hnrnpk
Product: heterogeneous nuclear ribonucleoprotein K
Exons: 17
Coding region: 320-1633 (437 amino acids)
Molecular function (GO): RNA binding
Source: RefSeq, a predicted model, not a curated record
UUUUGACGAUGUUUUCUCUUUUUUUCUGCUCCCCAUUGAGCCUAAUGUAGUUGAAGUGCACAGGUGCUAUACAACUAAACCUGACUUUAGUGGUCACUUUGUUCCUUAUUGUGUGUCUGAUGCAACGGUGCUGAAUUAUCUGGUUGCAUCAGCUGUUUGGUCCUUGCUUAUUUAGUUCCGCCUAUCAACACGCCCUUGUCCCUGUAAUAAAUAUCGAUUACCACCGCUCACAGGGACCAGUUUUCUGCUUCUCUCUCCCUGCUGCUGCCUGUUCCCCGGACCGAGGUGCCCACCCUAUCUCCUUCGGUGUCAGAAGACCAUGGAGACAGAAAUUGAACAGCAAGAAGAUACUUCAUUCGGCAACACAGAGACUAACGGUAAGCGCCCUGCUGAGGAUGCAGAUGAGCAGAAAUCAUUCAAGCGCUCUAGGAACUCGGACGAGAUGGUUGAGCUUCGCAUCCUCCUGCAGAGCAAAAAUGCAGGAGCUGUAAUUGGGAAGGGUGGAAAAAACAUCAAAGCCCUUCGUACAGACUACAAUGCCAGUGUGUCAGUCCCAGACAGCAGUGGGCCUGAGCGCAUCCUGAGCAUCAGUGCCGACAUCGAGACAGUUGGAGAAAUCCUGCUGAAGAUUAUCCCAACACUGGAAGAGUACCAGCAGUACAAUGGCAUGGAUUUUGACUGUGAGCUUCGCCUGCUGAUCCACCAGAGCCUUGCUGGCUCAAUCAUUGGAGUGAAGGGAGCCAAGAUCAAGGAACUCAGAGAGAACACAAAGACCAGCAUCAAGCUGUUUCAGGAGUGUUGUCCUCAGUCGACAGACCGGGUGGUUCUGGUUGGUGGUAAAACGGAGAGGGUGGUGGAGUGUAUCAAGACUAUGCUGGAGCUCAUCGCUGAAGCUCCCAUAAAGGGCCGUGCACAGCCCUACGACCCUAACUUCUACGACGAAACAUAUGAAUACGGUGGUUUCACCGUGAUGUUUGAAGAGAGGGGAGGCGGUCGCAGGCUUAUGGGAGGGUUCCCCAUGCGAGGGGGCAGGUCCAGUGGUGGUGGAGAACGUGGGUUUGACCGAAUGCCCUCUAGCAGAGGGGGACGGGGCCCCAUGCCUCCCACUCGCCGAGAUUACGAUGAGAUGAGCCCCCGGCGAGGACCUCCUCCACCCCACCCGAGUAGGGUUGGCAGGGGGAGUGGCCGUGGACGCAACAUGACCAUGGGUCACCCACACAGAGGAGGAGAAGACCGUUACUAUGACUCGUACCGUGGCUCAGAUGACAGGACAAAUGACAGAAGAGGCAGACCAGAUCGCUAUAGUGAUAACAUGAGUGGAGGAGGAUAUGACAACAGUUCCUCCUGGGAUAGCUACCAGUCCGGUGGACGUGGCUCCUAUAAUGAAAUGGGUGGCCCGGUCAUCACCACACAAGUGACGAUCCCUAAAGAUCUGGCUGGCUCUAUCAUUGGUAAGGGAGGCCAGCGGAUCAAACAGAUCCGCCAUGAGUCAGGAGCCUCCAUCAAGAUCGACGAGCCUCUGGAAGGUUCUGAGGACCGAAUAAUCACCAUUACUGGCACCCAGGAUCAGAUCCAGAACGCCCAGUACCUUCUACAGAACAGUGUGAAGCAGUACUCUGGUCAUUUGCUGUAGACCCAGGAGACUCAGAUUGAAGCAGACUCAGAUUGCCCCCCCCCCUCCCCCUCCCCUCAACCUUUCUGCCCCUGUCCAACACAUCCCCUUCAGACUAUUAUUCUGGAUUGUGGGUGUCUUUUUUGAAUUUUAUUUUUGUAUUUUUUAAUGAAAUAGAUGUCCAACAUUCCUGUGCAUAAAAAGAAAAUGUAGAUGUUCUGCAUUUUUAAGAGUGUAGUCCAUUAGAUUAUCAGAUACACUUCUUUCUUUUUCUUUUUUUUUUUUCUAACACUCAUCUAUCAAAAAUAUUCUUCAGUCUCCUGACAUACAGAAAUAAACAUAACCUUUUAUUUUUUGAUGGUUUUGAUUUUUAUGACUUGUAUGUGUAUGUUUGUGUCUCUGGUUUAAAUCUGUCCUGAGUGUGUGCAUGCAUGUUGGCGUGUGUGGGUUGGGUGUGCUUUCUCUUGUCUAUAUCGGUCCCUUCACACACAGUUGUAUCGCAUUACUACUCUGUACAACAUGCAGAAUGUAAGCUCCUGUUUUUUCCUAAAUUGAACCUUUUUUUCUUUUUUUAGAAAUGUGGGAAAUGUUACCCAUAUGAAUGGAUUUGGGGAUGUUUAAGUUAGGACUCUUGUACUCACAAGAUACAGGACAGUCUGACUAAGUUGUAAGAAUAUACAUGGUAGUUGUGUGAUGAAAUGAAUCUGAAUAAUUUGAGUAACUCACAAACUGAAACUUGUAGCUAGAAUUUCUUUUGACAUUUUAUUAGAGUUGACAAAUGAUAUUGAACUUAUAUAUCAGUAAUUUCCUGUGCUCUACACUUGUUUGCUCUCCAUGCUGUAGACUUCACAUUGUCAAAUUGUAAAAUGAAUAAAGAUGGUGCCACUUUUUACUGAA